Messenger RNA from Schistocerca gregaria, 1584 nucleotides. RefSeq names its product voltage-dependent anion-selective channel-like. Gene Ontology annotation, cellular component: mitochondrial outer membrane. Bases 195 to 1202 code for a protein of 335 amino acids. Gene Ontology annotation, molecular function: voltage-gated monoatomic anion channel activity. NCBI's taxonomy places the organism in Eukaryota, Metazoa, Arthropoda, Insecta, Orthoptera, Acrididae. The record is from RefSeq and is a predicted model, not a curated record. Gene Ontology annotation, biological process: monoatomic anion transmembrane transport. The transcript is spliced from 7 exons.
ACUGCGGUAUCAUCACUAUUUUUACUGGUUCGUAAUUAAUCUUUGGUUGCCUAAGAUCCAUGUAGAUAAACAAUGGCCAAGUGCAGUCACCAUUCAGCUGUUGCUAAAAAGAAUUUGAGAUUUCGUUUUUUGAUUAAAUUUACAUAAGCCAGACGCCAUACGAUCAUCGUGACAACAACUGAUAAUUUUAUAUUAUGGCAGAUUCAAAUUUCCCUACAAAAUCUGAAGUACGUUUCGUGUCAAAGCAACAUGAUUGCGCCCGCAGAUCCCAGGCGUGGUACCAGAGCGCUGGAAGACGGACCUGCUGCCUGUUGUACAGGCUGUUCGGGGGCCCAUGUUACGAAAGACUCAUAAUGGCACCACCAUCCUACUCCGAUUUGGGCAAAGACGCUCGCAAUGUGUUUGGAAAGGGUUAUCAUUUCGGCUUAAUUAAGCUUGAUUGUAAAACAAAGUCAGCCUCUGGAGUUGAAUUUUCAAUGGGAGGUUUUUCCAAUCAAGAUACAGGAAAACUGUUCGGUUCAUUGGAAACUAAGUACGGAAUCAAAGAGUAUGGACUGGUAUUUUCUGAGAAAUGGAACACAGAUAAUACAUUGGGCAUGGAAGUGAGUGUUGACAAUUACCUUGCCAAAGGACUGAAAAUUUCAUUAGACUCAACAUUUGCACCACAAACUGGGAGCAAGUCAGGCUGCCUAAAAACUGAAUUUAAGAACGAUAUGUGUGCAGUUAACAUGGAUGUUGAUUUGAUUUUGGCAGGUCCUAAUGUUAAAGUAGCAACUGUUCUUGGUUAUAAUGGAUGGCUAGUAGGUUACCAGACUGCCUUUGACAGUCAGAAAUCCAAACUAACUAAAAACAAUAUUUCCCUUGGAUACUCGGCUAGUGAUUUCAUUCUCCAUACCAAUGUGAAUGAUGGGCAGGAAUUUGGUGGAUCGAUUUAUCAGAAAGUGAACUCCCAGCUAGAAGCGGGAGCCCAACUAGCAUGGUUUGCAGGCACAAAUGAAACCAAUUUUGGAAUUGGAUGCAAAUAUUCUAUUGACAGAGAAUCCUCUAUUAGAGCAAAAGUUAACAAUGCCAGCCAGAUAGGGAUAGGUUACUCACAGAAAAUCCGUGAAGGUAUUACGGUUAGUUUGUCAGCGCUAAUUGAUGGCAAGAAUUUCAACCAGGGUGGACACAAGAUAGGUGUAGCUCUCGAGAUGGAGGCCUAGAAGUGUCACAAAGUACAGUGAUAACAUGGUGAAGCUUGAAGAAAAGUGUUAUUGGUAGAAGUAUGCCGGUGAUGGAAUGGACUGCACAUGGAAUAUGUGCCCAGACUUUGUUCACAUUUUACCAGCAUUAUUUAUUUUUACAGCUAGCAGCACAAAAUUGUGCUUCGUGAUCCUUUGAAUAAUUAUACAGCAUGGUGAAACCAAACUUGAGGAUGUUAAUAUUUUAGAUGUCACUAUUGGAGACACCUAUGUAUUUACUGUAUUGUUGGCUGAAUUAAAACACAAUUGUAUAAGAACUACUGUACAGUAUAAGUGCUGAAAUUUUCUUCAAGCCUCACAUUUGUAAAUUACAAAAUGAAACCAUUUUUGAAGGUGCAAUGAA